Phalacrocorax carbo (great cormorant) is the source of this 1975-nucleotide messenger RNA. Lineage: Eukaryota; Metazoa; Chordata; Aves; Suliformes; Phalacrocoracidae. The record is from RefSeq and is a predicted model, not a curated record.
ACACCUUGUUUUUAAGAUGGGCGCUAUAAAUACGGCGCCGGGGAUGGGAGCGCAGCCACGGGCGGCGGCGGGGAGCAGCGCCGGACCACGGUGGGACUCUGUUCGCGAGCAGCCGCCCAGCCCAGCCGGCGGCGGAGGGCGGCCGGUGCCGCUAGCGAGGAGGAGGGAGGAAGAGGAGGAGGACGCCGCCACCGCUGGAGGAGCCCCGCGGUCCGAGCCGCCCCCGCUGAGCUGCCCACGAUGCAGAUCUGCGACUCGUACAGCCAGAAGUACUCCCUCUUCAACGCCAUGAAUCGCUUCAUCGGCGCCGUCAACAACAUGGACCAGACGGUGAUGGUGCCCAGCCUGCUGCGCGACGUGCCGCUGCUGCUGGAGGAGCUGGAGGCGGCGGGGGGCGUCUGCCCGCAGCGGGAGGCCGCCCUGCCGCCCGGCGACCCCGGCGCCUACUUCUCCCGCAGGGACAUGUACAGCCACUACAUGCUGCUCAAAUCCAUCCGCAACGACAUCGAGUGGGGAGUGGUGCAGCCGCCGGCGGGCGAGGAGGCGGCCCGCAAGAAGGACAAGCUGGGGGGCGGCGGCGGCGGGCCCGCCGAGGAGGGCGAGGGGGAGGAGGACCUGGAGAAGCAGUUCCAUUACCACCUCAGCGGACUCCACUCGGUCCUCUCCAAGCUCACCCGCAAGGCCAACGUCCUCACCAACAGAUACAAGCAGGAGAUCGGCUUCAGCAGCUGGGGGCAGUGAGCGGGGCUGGGGCUCCCCUGCUGGCUCCCAGGACUGCAGCCGGCUUUCUACCAACGCACAAGCGAGAGAGAGAGAGAUGUAAAUUAAUCAAUACUAGUUUAUUAAUAAUUUCCCUCGUUCUUUUGUGUUGUUUUUUUUUUUUUUUUUUUUAAUUGUACGGUGUGGGGCGAGCCGUUGCUGCGCCUCCCCGGGCGGGGAGGAGGCCGAGGCCCUGCGUGUUCCUGGCGUGGUGGUGGUGGUGGUGGUGGAGGCGUAGGAGCUGGCAGAUAGGAGGCUCGACGCAAGCCGAUGAACAUGAAACUGGCGUAAAAUUGCUUCUGUUACCCGGGAGGGAACCCAGCGGGCUGACGAGCAUCCCUCCGUCGCCGGACGGAUGGCAGGUGCCACGGUUGUACGUGUACUGGAGUUUAUUUAAAACUUUUUUACUCAGAUGUAGAGUAUAUUCUAAAAUAAAUGCAAAUGUAUUAACUAAAAGCGACUUAAACUUUUUGGUAUGGUUUAUGUUCCUAUAAUUAAAUGGUAUUUUUAACAUCCGGAAUUAUUCCGUUGUUCUAACUUAUUCCCAGAGCUGCCUUACUAGACGCAGAAAUCUCUCUGUGCAAGAGAGGGGUUCUUGUGGCUUUUUUCUUUUUCUUUUCUUUUUUUUUUUUUUUCCCCCCUGUUUCUAAAGGGAGCAGUUAGCUAGCGAUGAUACCUCUGCAUAUCUAAAAUGGAUGAAUGACCGUAUUAACUGCACCGUGCAUGGCCUGAGUUUUGGCAAGGUGUUCCCAACCGGACAGUCCAGUUGCUGUGUGUGAAUGCUGGCGUGAAGGUCAGUGCCCUGUUAACAAAAUCCAAGAAGACGAGUCAUGGUUAACUUUGCAGGCAGCGAUUCACGGAGGUUGGAGCAAAGCCUAGGAAUGACUUGCUUUUUUCGGGAAGUAUCUUAAUGUACUGCGGGAAGCUCUUUUCUCCCCCUCCGAGUAGGUCUGGGAUACUUGCCUCCCCCGUCUCUUGCAUUACUUUCUUUCCUCUGUAAUCCUCCUUGGAUACCAGGAAUUAAUUGGGUUUAUGUUGUCCAAAUUGUAUUGAUUUAUUUCUCUCUGCAUUAUUUUAUUUUUUACUUGAAGUAAUGUGCCUCAGAAUUGGGUGCCUAUAUUGUGUUCUAAUAUUAAAAGUGUACUUACUGGUUACAAUACAAUGUGUGCAUAUCACAGAGGAUAACGAUUUAAUAAAUAUGUACGUCCUUCCAUAA